Molecule: messenger RNA, 537 nt
Organism: Leptosia nina
Lineage: Eukaryota; Metazoa; Arthropoda; Insecta; Lepidoptera; Pieridae
Source: the annotation of a GenBank genome assembly
AUGUCGUCGUGGGCUGAAAAUUUCACAAUGGCAUCGAAUUGGCAAAUAAAACACGAACUAGCUUAUUGGAAAGCUAGGGCGAAAGCUCUGGAAUAUGAGAAUGGAUUGUUACAUGACAUCAUUAGAAAGAAUCAUUUAGGGAACCAAAGAGAACAGGACACAGAUAAUGAGGACAGCGAAGAGCAAAAUGAAGCAGAUGAUCAAAAUGAAGAAUUUGAUGAAAAUGCACACUGUGUGGAAGAAGAUGAAGAGUUCACAGUUAGUGAAGAAUUUAUAGAAUUUAUUAAAGCGAACGCGAAGUUCAAAGAAGAUGCGAGACGUGAACGUGAAUUGUUGAGACAAAAAGAAAAUACAGAUGAUAUAACUGAUGAACCUCAACAGACUAGUGUUUUAAGUGAGGAUCACUAUAAAGAACUUUAUGGUGAUAAGUGGGAAAGAAUAUGUGCAUUAGAGAUGUCUUUAACGGCCGACUUUAUGGAUAAAAAAGAUGAAUACAAACCUGCAUACUGGCCAAAUAUACCUUUUAAUUUUAGUUAA